Coregonus sp. 'balchen' is the source of this 11640-nucleotide messenger RNA. NCBI's taxonomy places the organism in Eukaryota, Metazoa, Chordata, Actinopteri, Salmoniformes, Salmonidae. The record is from the annotation of a GenBank genome assembly.
AUGAGGGGGGCUCUGUUCAGACUGACCCAGGAGAGAGUGCUAUCCUUGUGGCAGAGAGAGAGCAGAACCACCCUGGCCCCUGGUGCUCUACGGCAGCUCCACUCCUGCUCAGCACUGGUCUACAGACAGCACGGACAUCACUAUGACACAGUCAGGUAAGGGAUCAUAUGAUGUUGUCAUACAUGUGUGUCGAUUGGAGAGUGUGUUUGAGAUGCUCACUGUGAAAUGAAAAUAGUUCUGCCAAAACAGAUCAUCAAAAGGCAGUUGUUUCAAAACUCUAAGCAAAUUUUCAAUUGACUAAAGUACAGUACAAUACACAAAAUCAUACAGUCACUUUUCACCAAACCUAAUCAGUAUUUCAUCUAGAAAUACGUUCCACAUUGCAAUACAUGUUCAUAUAAAGUAAUUGCUUUUCACAAUGCAAUGCUAACAUUACUUUUGAUAUGAUUGUCUUCUCGUUUGUUAAAAUACAUUUUACUAUUUCUUAAUCCGACUGCUCUUAAUUGAUCGUCACUGAACCGUUUGGUAAACCUAUCGAUUUUAUGUGAACUGUUUUUUUCUACUACAGAUUUUGAGAACUACAUAAUGAAAAUGUAUGUUUGUAAAGUAUAAACAUAUAAAGUAUGAUAUAUACUUUAGGGCGGCAGGUAGCUUAGUGGUUAAGAGCGUUGUGCCAGUAACCGAAAGGUAGCUGGUUCUAAUCCCCGAGCCGACUAGGUGAAAAAUCUGUCGAUGUGCCCUUGAGCAAUGCACUUAACCCUAAUCGCUCUGGAUCAGAGCGUCUGCUAAAUGACUAAAACAUUUUAAAAUGUAUGUACUAUUAUGAAUGAUGACUAUUAUGAUUUUACUUCACGGUAAGUUUUAAACAAUCUGAUAUUGGCAAGAUCAGAGCUGUACUCUGCCGUACAAUUGAAAACAGCAGUAACUACACAUUUGGUCAAAAUUGAGUUAAGACUGAAAUCAGGCUUUGUAGUAUCUUUUUUUAUCUUGUGAAAUGUUGUCGUCAUUUUAUUUAAUUUUUUAUAAUUUUUAGUUUAAAAAAAUACAACUGAAAAUCUUGUGACAAAGUGUCCUGGUUCAAUUAUGUUCAGUUUCAGAGAAAAUCGAGUGUCAAAUUUGCAGUAACUACAAAAUCCAAGUAAAAACCAAGGCAAACAGCAGUAAGUGAAGUUACUGCACUCUGGCUUUGUUUCACUGUGUUUUGACUGCAGUUACUGCAGUUUGCCUUGGUAUUCUAACGGGCUCCGAGUUCAGGCAUUCCUGAUCAUGACAUACCUUCACAUGCACCAUCAGACAGCCAAGAAAGUUGGAUGAACACAUUGAGAUUUUAGAUUUUUGUGCACUUUGCUUUUGCAUUACCCAUAUAGUUGUUUAAGGUCAUAAGGUGGCCACACACGUCUCCAACUCAAUCAUCAAGUUUGCAGAUGACACAACAGUGGUAGGCCUGAUUACCAACAAUGACGAGACAGCCUACAGGGAGGAGGUGAGGACACUUGUGGAGUGCUGCCAGGAAAAUAACCUCUCCCUCAAUGUCAACAAAAUGAAGGAGCUGAUCGUGGACUUCAGGAGACAGCAGAGGGAGCCCGCCCCCCAUCCACAUCAAUGGGGCCGCAGUGGAGAGGGUGAAAAGCUUUAAAGUUCCUCUGUGUGCACAUCACUGACAACCUGAAAUGGUUCAACUACACUGACAGUGUGGUGAAGAAGGCACAAUAGCGCCUCUUCAACCUCAGGAGGAUGAAGAAAUUCGGCUUGGCCCCCAAGACCCUCACAAACUUCUACAGAUGCACCAUUGAAAGCAUCCUGUCGGGCUGUAUCACCGCCUGGUAUGGCAACUACACCGUCCACAACCGCAGGGCUCUCCAGAGGGUGGUGUGGUCAGCUCAACGCAUCACCGGGGGCACACUGCCUGCCCUCCAGGACAUCUACAGCACCCGGUGUCACAGAAAGGCCAAGAAGAUCAUCAAGGACCUCAGCCACCCGAGCCCCAGCCUGUUCACCCCGCUUCCAUCUGGAAGGCAGAGACCGUACAUGUGCAUCAAAGCUGGGACUGAGAGACUGAAAAACAGCUUCUAUCUCCAGGCCAUCCGACUGUUAAAUAGUCACCACUAGCCGGCCUCCGCCCACUACCCUGCCCUGAACUUUAGUCACUGUUACUAGCCGGCUACCCCCCGAUACUCGACCCUGCACCUUAGAGACUGCUGCCCUAUGUACAGUUGAAGUCAGAAGUUUACAUACACUUAGGUUGAAGUCAUUCAAACUCGUUUUUCAACCACUACACACAUUUCUUGUUAACAAACUAUAGUUUUGGCAAGUCGGUUAGGACAUAUACUUUGUGCAUGACACUAGUAAUUUUUCAAACAAUUGUUUACAGACAGAUUAUUUCACUUAUAAUUUACUGUAUCACAAUUCCAGUGGGUCAGAAGUUUACAUACACUAAGUUCACUGUGCCUUUAAACAGCUUGGAAAAUUCCAGAAAAUGAUGUCAUGGCUUUAGAAGCUUCUGAUAGGCUAAUUGACAUAAUUUGAGUCAAUUGGAGGUGUACCUGUGGAUGUAUUUCAAGGCCUACCUUCAAACUCAGUGCCUCUUUGCUUGACAUCAUGGGAAAAUCAAAUGAAAUCAGCCAAGACCUCAGAAAAACAAUUGUAGACCUCCACAAGUCUGGUUCAUCCUUGGGAGCAAUUUCCAAAUGCCUGAAGGUACCACGUACAUCUGUACAAACAAUAGUAUGCAAGUAUAAACACCAUGGGACCACGCAGCCGUCAUACCGGUCAGGAAGGAGACGCGUUCUGUCUCCUAGAGAUGAACGUACUUUGGUGCAAAAAGUGCAAAUCAAUCCCAGAACAACAGCAAAGGACCUUGUGAAGAUGCUGGAGGAAACAGGUACAAAAGUAUCUAUAUCCACAGUAAAGUGAGUCCUAUAUCGACAUAACCUGAAAGGCCGCUCAGCAAGGAAGAAGCCACUGCUCCAAAACCGCCAUAAAAAAGCCUGACUAUGGUUUGCAACUGCACAUGGGGACAAAGAUCGUACAUUUUUGGAGAAAUGUACUCUGGUCUGAUGAAACAAAAAUAGAACUGUUUGGCCAUAAUGACCAUCGUUAUGUUUGGAGGAAAAAGUGAAGCAAGGGGGUGGCAGCAUCAUGCUGUGGGGGUGCUUUGCUGCAGGAGGAACUGGUGCACUUCACAAAAUAGAUGGCAUCAUGAGGAAGGAAAAUUAUGUGGAUAUAUUGAAGCAACAUCUCAAGACAUCAGUCAGGAAGUUAAAGCUUGGUCACAAAUGGGUCUUCCAAAUGGACAAUGACCCCAAGCAUACUUCCAAAGUUGUGGCAAAAUGGCUUAAGGACAACAAAGUCAAGGUAUUGGAGUGGCCAUCACAAAGCCCUGACCUCAAUCAUAUAGAAAAUGUGUUGGCAGAACUGAAAAAGUGUGUGCAAGCAAGGAGGUCUACAAACCUGACUCAGUUACACCAGCUCUGUCAAGAGGAAUGGGCCAAAAUUCACCCAACUUAUUGUGGGAAGCUUGUGGAAGGCUACCUGAAACGUUUGACCCAAGUUAAACAACUUCUGACCCACUGGGAAUGUGAUGAAAGAAAUAAAAGCUGAAAGAAAUAAUUAUCUCUACUAUUAUUCUGACAUUUCACAUUUUUAAAAAUAAAGUGGUGAUCUUAACUGACCUAAGACAGGACAUUUUUACUUGGAUUAAAUGUCAGGAAUUGUGAAAAACUGAGUUUAAAUGUAUUUGGCUAAGGUGUAUGUAAACUUCCGACUUCAACUGUACAUAGUCAUUUAACACUGGUCACUUUAAUAAUGUUUACAUACUGGGUAUAGGGUAGCACAUCUGGUGAACAGGACAGGGUUCCAUAACCGCAGGCAGAACAGCAGAAACUGGAUCAGCAGCACGACAAGGUGGACUGGGGACGGGGACAGCCAGGAGUUGUCAGGCCAGGUAGUGCUGAGGCAUGGUCCUAGGGCUCAGGUCCUCUGUGAGGGGAGAGAGAGAGCGAGAGAGAGAUGGGGGAAAUUAGAGGGCUAGUACUUAAGAUCACACAGGACACCAGAUAAGACAGGAGAAAAACACCAGAUAGGACAGACUGACAGUAGCCCCCCGGCACAUAGACUAUUGCAGCAUAGAUACUAGAGACUGAGACAUGGGGGAUCGGGGGACACUGUUGCCCCGUCCAAAGAUACCCUCGGACAGGGCCAACCAGGCAGGAUAUAACACCACUCACUUUGCCAAAGCACAACCCCCACACCACCAGAGGGAUAUCAACAGACCACAAACGUAUUACCCUGAGACAAGGCAGAGAAGAUCUCCCCCACCACAUGAGCCCGAGGGGGCACAAGAACUCAAGUCGAGUUCGCCAUUCCAAAAGUUUUUUUCCCCAAGUGCAUGAACAAUGAGAACAUUUACUGCGAUGUCGAUGAGAGCCUAUGGCCAAAUUCUCAAGGCAGGCAUGAUGAAAACUAGUGCCUGCUAAACAUUAUGUUUAUUUUAUUCAUUUCAUUUAUUUCACUUGAUUAAAGUACACCUAUUUUGUAAUUAUAUCAGAACAGUAUACACUACCGGUCAAAAGUUUUAGAACACCUACUCAUUCAAAGGUUUUUCUUUACUUUUACUAUUUUCUACAUUGUAGAAUAAUAGUGAAGACAUCAAAACUAUGAAAUAACACAUAUGGAAUCAUGUAGUAACCAAAAAAGUGUUAAACAAAUCAAAAUAUAUUUUAUAUUUGAGAUUCUUCAAAUAGCCACCCUUUGCCUUGAUGACAGCUUUGCACACUCUUUUGCAUUCUCUCAACCAGCUUUGUGGAAUUUCUUUCCUUCUUAAUGUGUUUGAGCCAAUCAGUUGUGUUGUGACAAGGUAGGGGGGGUAUACAGAAGAUAGCCCUAUUUGGUAAAAGACCAAGUCAAUAUUAUGGCAGGAACAGCUCAAAUAAGCAAAGAGAAAUGACAGUCCAUCAUUACUUUAAGACAUGAAGGUCAGUCAAUACGGUACAUUUCAAGAACUUUGAAAGUUUCUUCAAGUGUAGUCGCAAAAACCAUCAAGCGCUAUGAUGAAACUGGCUCUCAUGAGGACCGAAACAGGAAUGGAAGACCAAGAGUUACCUCUGCUGCAGAGGAUAAGUUCAUUAGAGUUACCAGCCUCAGAAAUUGCAGCCCAAAUAAAUGCUUCACAGAGUUCAAGUAACAGACACAUCUCAACAUCAACUGUUCAGAGGAGACUGUAUGAAUCAGGCCUUUAUGGUCGAAUUGCUGCAAAGAAACCACACUAAAGGACACCAAUAAUAAGAAGAGACUUGCUUGAGCCAAGAAACACGAGCAAUUGACAUUAGACCAGUGGAAAUGUGUCCUUUGGUCUGGAGUCCAAAUGUGAGAUUUUUGGUUCGAACCGCCGUGUCUUUGUGAGACGCAGUGUGGGUGAACAGAUGAUCUCCGCAUGUGUAUUUCCCACCGUAAAGCAUGGAGGAGGAGGUGUUAUGGUGUGGGGGUGCUUUGCUGGUGACACUGUCUGUGAUUUAUUUAGAAUUCAAGGCACACUUAACCAGCAUGGCUACCACAGCAUUCUGCAGUGAUACACCAUCCCAUCUGGUUUGGGCUUAGUGGGACUAUCAUUUGCAUCCCAUCUGGUUUGGGCUUAGUGGGACUAUCAUUUGUUUUUCAACAGGACAAUGACCCAAUACACCUCCAGGCUGUGCAAGGGCUAUUUGACCAAGAAGGAGAGUGAUGGAGUGCUGCAUCAGAUGACCUGGCCUCCACAAUCCCCCGAUCUCAACCAAAUUGAGAUGGUUUGGGAUGAGUCGGACCGCAGAGUGAAGGAAAAGCAGCCAACAAGUGCUCAGCAUAUGUGGAAACUCCUUCAAGACUGUUAGAAAAGCAUUCCAGGUGAAGCUGGUUGGGAGAAUGCCAAUAGUCAUCAAGGCAAAGGGUGGCUAUUUGAAGAAUCUCAAAAGUAUUAUGGUUACUACAUGAUUCCAUAUGUGUUAUUUCAUAGUUUUGAUGUCUUCACUAUUAUUCUACAAUUUAGAAAAUAAUAACAAAUAAAGAAAAACCCUUGAAUGUAGGUGUCCUAAAACUUUUGACCGGUAGUGUAUAUAUUUUUUUCAUCAAUGAUUGUGAAAGAUGUCUUCAAUGAUCACACCUUUGAUUACACAUGCACUAGAAAGGAUGGAUAUUUUAAGGGGUAAUGCAAGUGCAUUUCCUAAUGUGGAAACAGAUCAAUGUACUGUAACUUACAAUGCUAUAGGAAAUUACAUUCAAAGGGAAAUUUUGAAACAUGUAUCUUGCAUUUUUUGCCUUUGGAUUAACUGGUCGUUAAAACAACUAAAUUGAGAAGAUACCAUUAUGUUGUGUUUUGGUGAUUAAAUCAAUUUUUCCCAGUAUAUGGGAUCAAUGGUUGUGUGGUGAAAGAAAUUAAUGCACAAUAAAAGGUUUUGCAUAUAAGACUUGCUGCGUUACAAUUGUUACCAGUUUGGAGUUUUGUACUAAGAGUUUUGAAAAUUCACCACAUACUUGUGAAAAUAGCCCCAAAGCUAAUGAAAAAAACUAUAAACAGAUCGUCAAAGACAUUAUGGCCACUGGUUUGUGCUGUUUCCCCAGUUUUAACUCUUAAUCAUUGCUAUCUAACUGUAGCUGUAAACUUGUUUCCUCAAUAUGAAUAAAGAAACACAUAAACAGCAAUGUGGAUGGCAAUUUCUAAGUUACAUGAUUGUGUUAUUGUCCAUAUAAUAGAAUGGAAGAGAUGGCCUUGCCAGCCAUGGGUCAACACAGUGUCAGACUGAGGAUGUUGGCAGCACCAGUGAAUCCAGCUGAUAUUAACAUGCUACAAGGUAACAUUCAUACUGGAUGAAUCAAUAAUACAUGAUAGAUAAUCAGUUUUAACCCAAUCGAGAUUGUAUCUUUAAGAGAUAUGGUAACACUUUAUAAUAACUAAGAAAAAAGCAUGUAGAGGGGUGAUUGAACAGGGCUAGGGUUACAUUAGGCUUAUGUCCACAUCUCAGUUCAACCCUAACCCCAGUCUCAAUCACAACCCUAACCCUAGCUUCAUGUCCACGUCCCAGUUCAACCCGAACCCCAGCCUCAACCACAACCCUAACCCUAGCUUCAUGUCCACGUCCCAGUUCAACCCUAACCCCAGCCUCAACCACAACCCUAACCCUAGCUUCAUGUCCACAUCUCAGUUCAACCCUAACCCUAGCCUCAACCACAACCCUAACCCUAGCUUCAUGUCCACACCCCAGCCUGAACCACAACCCUAACCCUAGCUUCAUGUCCACAUCCUGGUUCAACCCAACCCUAGCCUCAACCACAACCCUAACCCUAGCUUCAUGUCCACAUCUCAGUUCAACCCAACCCCAGCCUCAACCACAACCCUAACCCUAGCUUCAUGUCCACAUCCCGGUUCAACCCAACCCCAGCCUUAACCACAACCCUAACCCUAGCUUCAUGUCCACAUCCCAGUUCAACCCAACCCCAGCCUGAACCACAACCCUAACCCUAGCUUCAUGUCCACAUCCCAGUUCAACCCAACCCCAGCCUCAAUCACAACCCUAACCCUAGCUUCAUGUCCACAUCCCGGUUCAACCCUAACCCCAGCCUUAACCACAACCCUAACCCUAGCUUCAUGUCCACAUCCCGGUUCAACCCAACCCCAGCCUCAACCACAACCCUAACCCUAGCUUCAUGUCCACAUCCCGGUUCAACCCAACCCCAGUCUCAAUCACAACCCUAACCCUAGCUUCAUGUCCACUUCCCAGUUCAACCCAACCCCAGCCUUAACCACAACCCUAACCCUAAUUUUGGCAUAACCUUGGGUUAUCCUACUUAUCAUCCAUAAGGUGCUGGAGCCUGGCUCCGGUUACCUCGUGUUACCAUAGAUUAUCUCUAGACAUUCCGUUUGCCUCCCACAAUUAUUAAAUGUUCCGGAUUAACACUGCUGUUGCCUAGGGGUCGGGUUUUUGAGCCUACACAGGGUAUAAAACAGUUCCUUGCAUUGUAAUCCACAGGCACAUACCCAAUCCUUCCCGUGUUUCCUGCUGUGGGUGGGAAUGAGGGAGUGGGUGAGGUGGUGGAGGUUGGUUGGAAGGUCACCUCUCUGAGACCAGGAGACUGGGUCAUACCCUGGGAUGCUGGCUUUGGUGAGAAAACAUCAGUACUAAAGUACAUUCCUCUUCUGUCUGUAACACCACAGUAGUGGUAGGGCAGUGUGGGUACCUUUGGUUUUUACCCUGACAAAGAUUUAGUGAUAAGAAAUGAUUGAGACAGAGUGAAAAUCGUUUGAAUUUGGAACGUAUUAUCAGACAUUAAUAUUUACAUCUCAAAGUCUCAAACUACUUGUUGUAUUUGUGUUGUGUGACAUGACAUCAUCAUUGUGAGACAGCGUUUGGGUGGGGUUCUGUUUAAAGGUACAUGGAGGACAGAGGCAGUGUGUGAGGCUGAUGACCUUCUCCAGGUCCCCAAGGACAUCCCUCUGCUGGGGGCUGCUACCAUCGGGGUGAACCCCUGCACUGCCUACAGGAUGCUGCAGGACUUUGUUACACUCAAACCAGGUAGACAAUAGUAGUUCGAUAAACAUUAUUUCUGUGGGACACUCUGUCCUUUUGGUCUAUUCUUGUUGCCUGUACAAGCUACUGUCACUCAAGUGUGACACUUUUUAUGAAAUGGUGCUUUAUAAGCAGUAAACAAGUAUUCAUUCAUUAAUUAAUAAUUGCUUCAUUCAUUCAUUUAUUCAUUGUCUGCAGGGGCCACUGUGAUACAGAAUGGAUCCAACAGUGCAGUGGGUCAGGCUGUCAUUCAAAUAGCUGCUGCCUUGGGGGUGAAGACCAUCAACAUCAUCAGAGACAGGUGGGGACUCUGUCUAGCUACAUCAGUAUCGACCCAGAACAUAACAAUAGUAUCCAUAUUCAAGGAGCUGAUUUUAGAGCUUUUUUCUCUCAGACCCAAUCGGCAAGAGUUGGAGGAGGAACUAAAAUUGAUGGGAGCUGAUUUUGUUAUUACUGAAGAAGAGCUGCAAUGUCUGGGUCUGGAUAACCUAAUUCAGGUGAGAGAAUAGUUAUACCAUAAAAUGUAUGAUGAGAUUAGAGGUGUUGGCUUCUUUCCAAGAAUCAAUUGUAGACUAUACUAAUGUAUUGCCAUUUCAGGAGCUCCCAAAGCCCAUCCUGGGUUUAAACUGUGUGGGAGGCCGGAGUGGUGGACUUGUCCUCUCUAGUCUUUGGUAGGUUUUGUCAUGAUUAAGGGUUUCUGGCCAAAAUCUUUACUGCAACAUGGUCUGCAUGAAUAAUGUAAUCCAUCAUGUUAGUUUUGGCUUUGAAAGGACUGAUUCUCUAUGAAAGCUAAUCCCUCUUUUUGAAUGCCCUCACAGUGAUGGGGCAACAUUAGUGACAUAUGGUGGGAUGGCCAAAAAGCCUCUUCAGAUUCCAGCUGUGAGUUCAUAUUUGUUGUUCAACAUAAUCUCAAAUGAUUCUCAAAUUGCACUGUAAAUUGCACUAUAUGUAACCUUGCUUACAGUACAUCUUUGACAUUUCUGUUUUUUUUGGCUCUCGAAAAGAAAUCACUCAUUUUUAAGAACAUCACAUUACAAGGAUUCUGGAUGACGCAGUGGAAAAGAAACAACAGUCAAGGUAAACUUGCUGCACAAAGCUCACUCACUUCAACCCUCUAGUGCACACUUUAUUCAACUUUCAAAAUCUGACCAAGAACCUUUACCAUUUGACUGAACCAUGUGGCCAUAUGGAAAAGAAUCAUGAAAAACAAAUAAGAAUAUUGUAUGGCAGAAGAAUAUUAUUGGUACAAAAAUCAAAUACUUAAUAUAAUUACAUAGUAUCUGGUAAGAUUUUUUAUGUUUUUCCUUAUAUGUCAAUGGUGUAUUUGUAUAUGUGUUGACUUACAGUAUAUACCUUAUAUGACAUACACAAUUGAAUACAUGAUUGUAUUCAAUUGGGCUCCCGAGUGGCGCAGCGGCUAAGGCACUGCAUCUCAAUGCUUGAGGCGUCACUACAGACCCACUGGUUCGAUUCCAGGCUGUAUCACAACCGGCCGUGAUUGGGAGUCCCAUAGGGCAGCGCACAAUUGGCCCAAGUUUGGCCGGUGUAGGCCGUCAUUGUAAAUAAGAAUGAGUUCUUAACUGACUUGCCUAGUAAAAUAAAAAUUGUGACAUAUUUGAGGCAAAAUAUAUGAAUUAUAUGAGUCAUCUAUGAAUAUUAUAAAAAAGUGUGUAUGUUCUGACAAUGUAACCUCGACAAAAGAAAUGCUUUCCUUAUAGGUUUCACAUUGUUUUUAUAAGUCAACAUUUAAAAAACCAUGAGAAUUACUAUUCAUUUUCAGGUAUGAGUUUCCAUGUUUAAGGCUGGGCAGCACCACCUACUGGACAGUUGAUUUAUAUACAACUAUGCCUUUGGUCUCCCAUCCAGGGUUUUAACUAUGCCCAGCCUAGCUUUGAUAUUUGUCACUAGCUAGGUUUCCAUCAAAUUUGCAACAGAUUUUCAUGCGAAUAUUCUAAAAUCUGCAUAAAACAAUAUGCGCAUCUUCCCACCAGAGAUGUUUCCGUCAGAUUGUUUGUGGAUAAAAGGUUAUGCGUGAUGACAUAGUGCACAUAAAAAAAACUUUUUCUGUUAAAUUCCCAAAUUCCCAUGUAUCGAAUGAAAAAUACAAUUUAAAUGGGUUUCUCAUCGCAUUUUCAACUCGACUGAUGGUUUUGUCACAAAAACUGUUACGUUAUACAGCAAAUGUGCCCGCUCUGGUCUUGGUACAUGCGCUCUAGCCAACAGACCGCAGAUACAGAGCGGGUAGCCUAGAGAUUAUUGUGGGGGAAAACGGCAGCCAAGCAACGAUCAUCAUGUCACCAGAAUAAGACCCUCGAUAUUUAUUGGAAAGGAGUAUUAAACUCAUCACUUAUUUAAUCUGUAGCCUAACAAAAUGCAUGCUUUCCCGAGUCGUAGUGGGGACCACACAACAUAUCAUCGCGUGACUCCAAGUUUAAUUCGAUUUGAUGGUUAUUAUCUCAACAUUUGCGCAUAAAGGCGUUUCCACCUCCUCCUCCCCCUCAUCCUCUCCUCCCCCUCUUUCUUCCACUUCUCUCCUCCCCCUCAUCCUCCUUUCCUCCUCUUUAUCCUCCUCUCCCUCUCCUGCCCUCUUUAGCCCCUUCCCCCUCCUUCUGCUUUCCACCUUCCUCCUACUGCUCCUCCUCCUCGUGGCGGACUUUCUUUCUUCAAUAAGUGUUACGUCAGACAGCGGUAUUCAAGAGCUUUGAAAUGUGUAUGUCCUAUAUAUAUGUGAGACAUUAGAAGGCUUAGCUUGUCUCUUGUGUUUUUUAUACAAUUAACAUUUCUGUUAUGUCUAAAUGUUAACUACAUGUAUGUCAGAUAUUACAAGAAUCUUCUCAGUGUAUUUGCUGCCAUAUGUAUUACUUACACGUUCCAGGUAGAACAGAAUAAUCUUGUUAAAUCUUCUAUAUCUUUUCCAUAUGGGUGGUGUUGUGUCUCUCUGUCCCCAGCAGAUGUGAUGCAGCUACAGACCAUGGUGACCUCUGUGUGUGGCCUAAUGAAGUCUGGCCAGCUCCAGCCACCUCAGUGUGUCCAAGUUCCCUUCCACCACUACAGCCAAGCCAUCCAGGCCACCAUACAGGCCCAUCAAAGGAAACAUGUACUACUC